This is a messenger RNA of Pimephales promelas (fathead minnow), 1766 nucleotides long. Lineage: Eukaryota; Metazoa; Chordata; Actinopteri; Cypriniformes; Leuciscidae. The record is from RefSeq and is a predicted model, not a curated record.
AUUUUGAAGUGCUGUCAGCCGCGGCUUCCUGUUGUGUGAAAGCAUGCUCGUCAUUGAGCGCAGCUGUUUAUGGUCUUCUUCAGGUUUAUUCGUACUACCUGCACACGUUUAAAUACUUCAUCUUAUACACGAAACAAGCCCUUUAAGAGUGUCAUCAUGUGUAAAGAGCUAAAGACGAGAGUCCUGCGGAUUCCACCUCUUGACGCAGAGGAUCUGACGUCACAGCAGCGCGAGUGUGUUCUGGAGGCGCUGAGGUCCACGUCAGAGGCUCUGGGGAACGGGCAGGUCGUGGCUCUGCCCACCGAUACCAUCUACGGCCUGGCCUGUGUGGCCCAGAACUCCUCCGCCGUGCGACGGGUUUACGACAUCAAGGGCCGGAACGGGGACAAGCCUCUCGCCAUCUGUGUCGGGGAAGUGCAGGACAUAUACAGGUUCUGCCGUGUGUCUGUGACGGAGGAUCUGCUGUCGGAUCUGCUGCCGGGACCCGUCACACUCGUUCUGGAGAGAUCACACACACUUAACGCCGAUCUCAAUCCCUUCACUAAGCUCAUAGGGGUCCGUAUCCCAGAUCACCCGUUCUUGAGACGCCUCUGUCAGAUGUGUGGCGAACCGCUCGCGCUCACCAGCGCUAACGUCAGCGCUCAGACCAGUACGGUCGCUGCUAGCGAGUUUAAGGAUCUGUGGCCCAGGCUGGCGGUGGUGGUGGACGGAGGCCCGAUUGGACAUCAGAACCGCUUGGGUUCGACAGUCGUGGAUCUGUCCGUGUGUGGCAGAUACCGGAUCAUCAGACCGGGAUGGUGAGUGACUCGCAUUAACUCGAUUUGCGAGGCAAGAACAGAGUAAGAUGAAAAACUCUCUGGUGUAGUUGUGAACCACAUCCCAUGAGGCCACAGAAGUGGAUGUAGUUCACCUAAAUGCCAUUCAUACUAUAUACAGGGUUCCCACUGGUCCUUGAAAUCCUUGAAAAUGUGUGAAUCUGAAAACAAAAAUUCAAGGCCCUGGAAAGUUUUUUGAAAAUAAACAUCCAUAUAUACUCGUCCUUGAAAGUGCUUGAAUUUAUUUUGUGCAAGAAGUUUCUGAAAAAAUUCUAUAUUAUUCCCUCCGGUCCGCUAACCUGUUAUUUCGCCAACACUUCGUGGCCUAUGCAUACUCGCUUGCUUGGUUUACAUUAGUCACGUGCAUUUGCGCAUUUCGUUUCGUUAAGUGUUUCCCAUGUGAGGUACUUUGUGUUGUAUUUUGGCAUGACAUUCACAUGUGCACAAAACUAUUACGUUGAUACCUCAACAUUUCACAGACACACUGUGAAACAUUGCAAAAAUAGUCUAAAACUGCUGAAACUAUGUAACCUUGGUCUCACUUGAAAUGUGUCCCGUCAUUAAGUCCUUGAAUUUAACGGUAUUGUACCUUGAAAGGUCCUUGAAUUGGAAGCUAACCAGGGUGCGGGAAUCCUGUAUAUAAAACACACUUUUUAAUAGUUGUGAAGCAUUUCAAACCAAAUGUAGUACCAACUAGACAGUAUGCGGUUUCGGAUGCAUGUUUAGUAUUAGGGCUGCACGGUAUAUCAACAUUAUUGAAAUGAGUGAUUAUAUCUCUGUCUCGUUGUUUAAGAAGGAUUAUUAGGCUGCUGUCACUUUAAGAGCUGCACGGAUCCGGUAUUUAAUACCUUUAUUUAACCAGAAAAAAAAAAUAAAAUCUCUUUUCCAAGAGUGUCCUGGCCAAGACAGGCAGCAGCAAAAAUAACAAAGUUGCAGACAUGACAAAAAAAA